CACUGCACAUCAAUUGUCGUCCAUGGUCCUGCUACCGUACUCCUGACAACAAAUAGCUCAACAAAUCAACUCUAAGUUCAUAGCUGCUCCGAUUGAAUACCCAACAAUGCAGACGGAGAACGACCAGCAGUCUGACAUCACUGAUGUUGACUUGGAUGCUGUGACAUGCGGCGAGUAUGGUGUUGAUGCCAUCACACUGAACGGACGUCACAGCCAGUUGCAGAAUCACAAUGACACCUUGUCGAGAUCUCUAGAAAAAGGCCAUGAGACCCUGGCAACUUACUUCGCUGUGAGUCCUUGCUUCAACAUCCUGAAACAUGGUCGUAGCAAGCGAUACAGUCAAUUGGAAGUGGCUAAUUCAGCAUCAGAUGCGGUCAAUGCCCUGCUAGUGCUUGAAGAAUUUCCAUCUUUGGCCGCAAAAACAUUCUCGGGUUAUCACGACGAGCACCCCGUGUACAAUUUUGGGUACCUUCCGGAUCUCCCUGAGCUUUUCCCGCUUGCAUUCUUUGUCUUCAAUAACUUUGAGGCAAACAUACUGGACCGCAUCUUCAAACUCUAUCCAGAAGCAAUCAAUCAACCCUGCGGAAAAUGGUCAAGUCUACUGGAAUAUGCCUGCUCAGACUCCCAGCACAUGCGCCUCCCGACAGUCAAAUGGAUAGCAUCCAAUACUGCACAAAACUGUGAUACUGCAAAGCCUAUCCUUGCCUUUUUCAGUGGCGGGCGCCUUGAGGAGAUGUCCCACGAUGCGGAACAAAAUAUUCUUGAAAUCUUGCUCUCCAAAAGUCCAAGGUUCCGAAUCUGGAAUAAGGAUUCUGAAGUCAAAAAACUGGUGGACACGUGUGUUUCCCUGACGUGUGCUUCCCUGGGAUUUGAGAGCGAACUUGUCCUUCAGCUGGUUGAAAAACUUCCAUUUGAGUACAGAGUAUUGAACCUCACACGGAGCUUCAUCUAUUUCAAUAGCGACACCAUCGAUCUGGUUGAGCUGAUGUUACCCAAGCUUUCAGAAAUUCAGUUCUUCCACGACGAUUGCGUUGAAGACGACGAAUUCUACUUUGACUUGGACUUCUUCUAUGACGACCAUGCAGUUGCAUCUUGGGUCCGUGUCGUGGGGCUGUUGGCCAAGGCCAUGAAUCUACGGAAGCUAUCCCUGUCUAUCCCAACAGAAAUCGUGUGCCAUAGCCAAGAUGCCAUUGACGCGGUGAAAAACCUUCUUCAUCAGCACCUUCAGUUUUCAGCUACAAAUGUUCAUCUACGGUUGAUUAAUUGUUGCCCUGGGGACACAGGGUGGUUGUUUGAAGAUGAAGUUGACGGCGAAGACAGUGACAAUGAUUCAUACUGCGACGAUCGAGACACUUUUGGGAAAGCCAGGGACACGGUCAGGGACAUGCUCAGAGCCAAGGCCAUUGACCAUCCAAUGGAGUUUGUGAAUAACCAGUGCAUCAAACUCCUUUUGGAUUCUUUUCGAACAGGUCAGGGCACUACCAACAAGCGCUCCAUGGUUGAAGAAAUUGUCCUUCAUGACUUGUACAAUGUGCACUUGGAGUACCUGGCAAAACUCGGUACUCAUACCAAGUCAUUGAAACUUGCUCCUACAACAGUGAAGUCACUGACAGCCAAUUCUCAUUCGCUUUGCAAGGUUUGGAAGCAACCCUGCCCCAACCCACGUUCCUGUUGUGGCUCUCAAGGCUUGAAAGACCUUGCUUUGCUGCGCUGCUACAACCAAAGCAUUGUCGUAAAGAUGGCAACCUUUGUCACUAAGCCUCUUCAUGGGCAAAGAUUGGUGAAGCUCAGGCUUGAAGGACAAAAGUCUUUGAUCCGUCCUCGAAAAGGAGAGCUUCGAUACGAUGUAACGGAAGAUUUGGUUUCCACCUUGGGCUGUGUCACUCUCGAGCAGCUCCAGUUCUCUUCCGCCGUUGGCCACAAACUGCAACUUCCUUUGUUUGCCGCAGCCGUCAAAAUGUGCCGUCACCUUAAACGACUUGAGCUGGUUGGACUGGAUUUCCGUCGCUGUGACCAGCGAUCUGUGGUUGAAUGGUUCCUGGAGAUGAUUGAAGGAAGCGUGAACAAGGUGCUGGAGUUCCUCUUGCUCGAGAGUGAACAGAGAUACCACUUCAUCAACCGUGAUGCUGAGAGCCUCUUUACCGGUGCUCCAUAUUCAGAUUACAUUGGAGGAGAAUACAAAGUGAAGAUUCAAUACUUGCUGUGGCUGGCACGCUUUGGAUGGCGGAAAAUGUCUAGUGAUGACACAAAGGCCCAAGAACUCAUUGAGGUUCUUUGGAACGUGAACUCUGUUUCCUUUUCGGAUCUUGCUACCCAGGUCGAUCCACGAUACCCAAGAAGCGAGCAACAAGCAGAAAAGGACAAGAAUGGGGUUCUCUAUGGCCUUCUGCGAGAGAAACCCUCUCUGUGGUGCUCCCCUUCUGUUCAUACACAGCCCUCCCCCAUUCGAGGAGGCAACAAGCGAAAGUUUGGACAACUCUGAAAGCAUUGGCUACCGGUAUGGUCGCAUGAUACCUCGUAUUGUUCUGAGCAUCCAAAUCCUGGUAGUCGGCUAACUUUAGGCACUAAUACACUCCAUCUUGCCAGCUAGAGAAUCCUAGUUGAGCCCGUCCUUGCCUCGUUGCUGACUAGACUACUGCAGAUGUUGAGCUGCUCGAGGAGUCUUGUG
Seminavis robusta is the source of this 2668-nucleotide messenger RNA. Lineage: Eukaryota; Bacillariophyta; Bacillariophyceae; Naviculales; Naviculaceae. The record is from the annotation of a GenBank genome assembly.